This is a messenger RNA of Serinus canaria (Common canary), 1057 nucleotides long. RefSeq names its product anaphase promoting complex subunit 11 (gene ANAPC11). Gene Ontology annotation, molecular function: cullin family protein binding; ubiquitin protein ligase activity; zinc ion binding. Gene Ontology annotation, cellular component: nucleus; anaphase-promoting complex. Bases 71 to 325 code for a protein of 84 amino acids. The transcript has 2 exons. Gene Ontology annotation, biological process: anaphase-promoting complex-dependent catabolic process; protein ubiquitination; positive regulation of mitotic metaphase/anaphase transition. The record is from RefSeq and is a predicted model, not a curated record. Lineage: Eukaryota; Metazoa; Chordata; Aves; Passeriformes; Fringillidae.
GGCGCGGCGGGCGCGCGAAGCUCUGUGGGGCGGGCGGCACUUCCGGCGGGACCGGGACCGGGAGCGGGACAUGCGGGUGCGCGUGCGGAGCUGGCACGGAGUCGCGUCCUGGCUGUGGGUGGCGAACGACGAGAACUGCGGCAUCUGCCGGAUGGCCUUCAACGGCUGCUGCCCUGACUGUAAGGUUCCCGGAGACGACUGCCCGUUGGUGUGGGGGCAGUGUUCGCACUGCUUCCACAUGCACUGCAUCCUCAAGUGGCUGAACUCGCAGCAGGUGCAGCAGCACUGCCCCAUGUGCCGCCAGGAGUGGAAGUUCCGCGAGUGAGGGCGGCACCGGGCACGGGCCGUGACCCGCCCCCGGCCGGCCCGGGCUCGCCCAGUAAAUGUGCGACGGCAAUCGCGUGUCUGUGUCCGGUGUCCCGCGCUCGGGGUCGGUGCUCGGAGCGGGGCCGGGAAGUGGGUCCGCAGGGCGCCCCGCGGGCUCCGCCGCCCCGGAAGGCCGCUGCCCGGGUGCCGCUGCCGCGCCGGCACCGUAGGCGCUGCUCGCGCUGUGCCGCCCCGCCGAGCCCCGUUCCUGCGGACGGCCCGGCCCCGCCGCUGCCCGCUGGGCAGGACCUCGGGGCCGCUCUCCGACCUGCGGCGCUCGCCAGCUCCGACACCGGCGGCUCUGCCGAACCCGACCUCGCUGCGCUGCUGCCCAGCUCGGCCCACUGCCCCGGGGCUCCGCACCGCGGUGAGGACGGGGCUCGGGCUGGGAUGGGGCACGGUUCGUGCUCCCUCCACGGGUUCCUGAGCCCCCUCAGCCCCGCGGUGCUGAGCAGCGGAGCAGGGGGUGGGCUGGGGCUGCCCCUCUCUGCAGCCAGCGCUGCCGGCACAGCCCCCACCCACCCGGUGUGCCGCUGCUCCCGCAGGUACUGUGUGACACGUGUGGCCGUGGAGCUGCCAGGAGCUCUCCUGUGCAAGGCAGGUCUGACUCUGUCCCUGGACCCCGUGGAGUGUGUGGCUGUCUGAGCGGGACUGGUGGCUCUGGGGUGACAAUAAACGUGCUUGGGAUGGC